AUGAGUGAAAAUCCAACGAUUUCGGAAAAGGAACUCCUAGAUGCUAUAAAAAACCUUUUGAAGAAAAGCGGUCAUCUGAACAAAUUUCAAGCAGAGAUGCGAGCGAAAGUAACCGAAGUCCUACAGGAAAGACAAGUAUUGAACCCUGGCUUCAAGAGUGCUGGUAUUCCAAAGCCUUCGGACGAGGUGUUAUUAAUCAAUGAGCUUGUCAAAGAAUAUUUGGAAUGGAAUGGCUACCUUUACACUGCAUCUGUGAUGGCUUCGGAGGCUGCAAUGCCAAACGUUAGGAAAACUCGUGCUGAACUGUGUUCCGAGGUCGGUGUGAAAGAUGACGAGAAGUCAUCAGCUCUGCCGCUUCUAUCUAAUAUCAUCGCGGCAUACACGGAACGAAUUAAAAGAAAAAUCAAUAGGAUCAAGAGAGAUCACUAG
Messenger RNA from Danaus chrysippus (African queen), 429 nucleotides. The record is from the annotation of a GenBank genome assembly. NCBI's taxonomy places the organism in Eukaryota, Metazoa, Arthropoda, Insecta, Lepidoptera, Nymphalidae.